This is a messenger RNA of Cotesia glomerata, 1051 nucleotides long. RefSeq lists its product as uncharacterized. The record is from RefSeq and is a predicted model, not a curated record. Lineage: Eukaryota; Metazoa; Arthropoda; Insecta; Hymenoptera; Braconidae. Bases 361 to 1026 code for a protein of 221 amino acids. The transcript is spliced from 2 exons.
UAUUGCUCUCGGUCAGAAAAUUUUCAAGUACGCCAGUACUUGGAAAUUUAUAAAAAAUUCAUGUGAAUUCUACAUGGCGAUAAAGUAUGAUUAUCAAGAGAAAUCAGUUGUCGAUCGUACUUGGGCUUAAAAACUCCAAUCAAAACGUUGAAACAUUAAUUCUUUGGCAGCGUAACAAUAUAUUCGAACAUUGAUAUCUCAGCAACUAAUUGUCGCAUAAAAGAUUUAAGCAUAGUUUUUCAAAAGCUACAACAAAAAUCUACAAGGACGGGCGAUAUUUAUUUUUUUUCUCUCCUUUACAUUAACGUGGUAAUUUUUUUGCGGAUAUUUUGUGGUGAUAAAAAAUCUUUAAGCAUCAAGAUGAAGUUUUUUAGACACUUCCUUAUACUUUGCCUUUUAUUUAUAAUACCUUGGACGCACAGUGAAUUAUUUAAAUUCAGAAACUUUUCACUAAUUCAUCGAAAAAUGGAAUCAAUAUCAAUGGAAUUGUGCAUUUCUGGAAAAUUGAAUCCAGUUGUCGUAUCAAAUGACAUCAGAAAUGUUAUUGGUGAAUCAUUAUGGACCAAAAAAAUCAUACCUACAAUUUCCGUCGCCGAGAACUUUGGAAUCAAUAAUGAUAGUGUCACUUUUUCACCAAAAUUACUAACAUACAUUCUGUCUACAAACGAACUUCAAACAGUCCUUCAAAAAAUAAAAUCUUUGCCGUGGUGGAAUAUAAAAUCUUAUUUUUUCAUCGUAGAAGUUUCUCAAAUCUGUAAUGAUAAUAAUUCUUGGAAUAUACUUCAAAUAAUGUGGAAGAUGAAUUUUCUGUCAUCCCUAUUUAUUUGUCGUGACAUUGAUAACACAAUUACAUUGUAUACGUACAAUCCUUAUGCUAAUUAUGCACCACACCCAUGGCAACAUGUGAACACUACAUUCAACCAGCAAGGUCAGCAAUGGACACUAUUUAAGAAGUCGGAUUCAUCAGGUAUAUCAGUCAAAAUUUGUUUCAUAGAAAAAUUGAUAAAAUCUCAAAAAUCAACUUGAGAGUUAAUUAAAUUUUUGAUUCUUC